AAAGAAAAAUACAAAGGCAACAAUUGCAUCAAUCAAGGCAGUGAAAGGCAGUAGCAUCAAUCAAGGGAAUUGGACAUUACCUUUCUAUUAUAUUUGACUGACACUAGAUAUUAAAGACCUUCAUUUUCAUCUUCAUGUUACACAGAUCCCCUUCUCAGUUCUCUCUGAUAUAAAAGCUUCUCACAAAGACCCUGUCUUUUACACCAUAGGUCUCAUUCAAGAUCCACAAGAACCGCACUUCCCUCUGCAAACUUCUGAUAAACCCAUUGCUCAACACCAUGUUUAGACCAAAACCCACUUCAAGAUUGAUCCUUUUAACCCUCACCCUUCUCCUAUUAGUCAAUUUCCUAACUUCCAUCAAAGCCUCUGAACCCACCACAGAUGAAAAUGAAGAUGGUGAAUUGGAGGAGCUAUUGGCAUUGGAUGAACAAGUGGAACAAGAAGAAGAGCAAGAAGGUUCCAGUGCCAGUGUGAGGUCCUCAGAGGCAGAGGUGUUAACCAAAGCCCAGAGGAUUGUUCUUGAGCUUAACCAUGACAACACAAAGAGGGUCAUUGAAGGGCAUGAGUUUGUUCUGGUUCUUGGGUAUGCCCCUUGGUGCUCUAGGAGCGCUGAGCUUAUGCCUCAGUUUGCUGAGGCUGCAACUUCAUUGAAAGAAUUGGGAAGCCCCCUUUUCUUGGCUAAGCUUGAUGCCGAGCGGCAUCCGAAAACGGCGUCGUCUCUUGAGAUCAAAGGGUUCCCUACUCUGCUUCUGUUUGUCAAUGGCACCUCUCAAGUGUACACCGGUGGCUUUUCUGCGGAAGAAAUAGUGAUUUGGGCAAGGAAGAAAACUGGUGAACCUGUUAUUAGGAUAAGCUCAGUGACAGAGGCAGAAGAGUUUCUCAAAAAGCACCAUAUAUUUGUUGUUGGUCUGUUUGAAAAAUUUGAGGGGCCUGACUACGAAGAAUUUGUAAAAGCAGCAGCAGCGGACAAUGCAAUCCAGUUUGUAGGAGUAAGCAACAUUGAGGUUGCUAAAGUUCUCUUUCCAAAUGUAAAACCAACUAAUCUUUUCCUUGGAAUUGCGAAAAGUGAGCCAGAAAGAUAUACUUCAUAUGAAGGGACCUUUGAAACGGACAAAAUUUUGCAGUUUCUAGACUAUAACAAGCUUCCAUUGGUUAACAAACUGACUGAAACAAAUUCCGCCAGAGUUUACUCCAGCCCUAUUAAACUUCAGGUUCUUGUCUUUGCAGAGGCAGAUGACUUUAAGAAACUUCUUGAGCCCCUUCAAGAUGUUGCUAGACAGUUCAAGUCAAAGAUACUGUUUAUAUAUAUAGACAACACAGAUGAAAACCUUGCUAAGCCGUACUUAACAUUAUUUGGGCUUGAAGAAUCAGAUAGUACUGUGGUGACUGCUUUUGAUAUCAGCGUCAACUCUAAAUAUUUAUUAGAGUCAGAUCCAACACCAAGCAAUAUCAAAGAGUUCUGCUCAGGGCUUCUGCGUGGUACUCUAUCUUCGCACUUCAAAUCGCAACCAAUACCUGAUAACACAAAUGAAACUGUCCAGGGCAUUGUAGGAAAGACAUUUGAUGACAAGGUUUUGAAUAGUCACAAGAAUGUUCUACUAGAGGUGUUCACACCAUGGUGCAUCAACUGCGAGACCACUAGCAAACACGUUGAGAAGUUGGCUAAGCACUUUAAAGGUUUGGAUAAUCUAGUCUUCGCAAGAAUAGAUGCUUCUGCAAAUGAACAUCCAAAACUGCAAGUAAACGACUAUCCAACACUCUUAUUUUACACAGCCAAUGAUAAAGCCAAUCCGAUCAAACUUUCCACAAAAUCCAGCUUGAAGGACCUGGCCACAACUAUCAACAAACAUUUGAAAGCGAAAGAUAAUGUUGCUAAAGAAAAAGAUAAUGUCCCUAAAGAUGAAUUAUAGAUACAUAUACUGGUUGGUAUACCGAGAGUUCGAGAUAGGAUAUGAUACUGAUUACUGCGUGAUUUAUAACUAGAAUACUGAGGAAGACGUUUUUUUUAAAAAAAAAAAUUUAUGGUCUGUAGGAAGUUAGGCAUGUGGAAUUGGUAUAUACACUCCCUUGUUAAGGCAUCUAGCUUUUCUGUGAAGCAUUAUAUAUGUAUACUUGACAAUUUUGUCCGCACAAAAGUAGCUGCCUAGCUAAAGGUGCAUAUUUAUUCACUUCAGUCAACAGGGAUUUUACUGGCGCAAUUCCUGUUUUUGUGGCUA
This is a messenger RNA of Prunus dulcis (almond), 2216 nucleotides long. RefSeq names its product protein disulfide isomerase-like 1-6. Bases 279 to 1910 code for a protein of 543 amino acids. The transcript has 12 exons. The record is from RefSeq and is a predicted model, not a curated record. Gene Ontology annotation, cellular component: endoplasmic reticulum. Gene Ontology annotation, biological process: response to endoplasmic reticulum stress; protein folding. Lineage: Eukaryota; Viridiplantae; Streptophyta; Magnoliopsida; Rosales; Rosaceae. Gene Ontology annotation, molecular function: protein disulfide isomerase activity.